Colossoma macropomum (tambaqui) is the source of this 1377-nucleotide messenger RNA. Its product is annotated as zona pellucida sperm-binding protein 4-like. Gene Ontology annotation, cellular component: egg coat. Bases 62 to 1282 code for a protein of 406 amino acids. Gene Ontology annotation, biological process: binding of sperm to zona pellucida; prevention of polyspermy. The transcript has 8 exons. Lineage: Eukaryota; Metazoa; Chordata; Actinopteri; Characiformes; Serrasalmidae. Gene Ontology annotation, molecular function: acrosin binding; structural constituent of egg coat. The record is from RefSeq and is a predicted model, not a curated record.
AGGUGAAUGUGGGGGUCCAAAGCUACUUGUUGGCAUAAGUAGUUUGGAGACUGUGGUAAAAAUGUGGGCUAGUAUAGUUUUGGUGGCUCUUACUGUGCACUUAAACUGUUUGGGCAUUACAGCAGUAUCUCCAUGGAAUCCACAAGCAGCAAAGCAGCAUCUCCCUCAGUUUCCUGUUCCACGUGAUCCUCAACAACCAGUGAUCAGUGGUGAGAAAUGUAGAGUGGAUGAUGUUGAUAAGGUUCCUUGUGGGGAACCUGGUCUAGAUGCUGCUCAGUGUGGUGCUAUAAACUGCUGUUUUGAUGGGCAGCAGUGCUACUAUGGGAGAACUGUGACCGUCCAGUGCACAAUAGAUGGCCAGUUUGUGUUGGUGGUGGCCAGGGAUACAACUCUACCCAGACUGAGCCUGGAUUCAAUCAGCCUGUUGGGAGGAAGUGAUGCCCCCUGCAGUGCUGUGGAUUCCAAUGUUGACUUUGCUAUCUACCAGUUUCCUGUAACUGCUUGUGGCACAAGAGCAAUGGAGCUGGGUGACUAUGUGGUCUAUGAGAACAAAAUGUCGUCCUCCUAUGAAGUUGGAGUGGGUCCGCUUGGUGCGAUCACAAGAGACAGCCACUAUGAGCUUUACUUCCAGUGUAGGUAUGCUGAUACAACCGUUGCAGCCCUGGCUGUUCAGCUUAUCCCCAAUAAUCCUCCUCUGCCUGUAGCUGCUUCUGGACCCCUCAUGGUAGAACUAAGACUAGGCAGUGGUCAGUGUGUCACAAAGGGCUGUGUGCAAGCACAAGCAGCCUAUACAUCGUACUACAGUGAUGCUGACUACCCUGUGACUAAGGUUCUGAGGGAGCCUGUGUAUGUUGAAGUGCGCAUGUUGGGGAGGACAGAUCCCAAUAUUGCGCUGGUCUUGGGGCGCUGCUGGGCAACCUCUUCCCCUGACCCCUUCAGCAUUCCUCAGUGGGACCUUCUGGUGGAUGGGUGCCCAUACCAGGAUGACCGCUACCUGACUACUCCCAUUCCAGUUGAUGGGUCGUCUGGACUUCAGUUCCCCAGCCAUUACAAGCGCUUUGUCCUGAAGAUGUUCACGUUUGUGGAUCCUGCCUCCAUGGCUCCCUUGCAAGAGAGGGUGUUCAUCCACUGUAGCACAUCAGUGUGUCAGUUAACUGCAGCUGACUCCUGUGAACCAAGAUGCAGCAGGCAAAGAAGGGAUGUUGCUGUAGCAGGACGGAAGUCUUUGCAUGAAUCGACUGUAGUGUCUAGUGGAGAAGUCAUCUUCACAAAGAAGCCCUAAACAUGUACCACCUCACCCUCAAGGAAAUCUAAAUCUUGUGGAAUAAAGAUGACUUUGAAUACUAUAACAAGUUUUUGACUUGAUGGUGAAAUGCA